UCAGGUCCCAGUGGAACGGAAAAGAGACUGUGCCGUUUGGGAAAACUUGCCUAAAAGCAGAUCCGCUCAACUUUAAACUGAAGAGGCGAUUAAGCAGUGAUUAUUGAACCAUAAGGCUGCCAGAAUGGAAGAAUACUGCUACUACAAUGAAACCAUUGCCUUUUUUUACAACAACAGUAAAAAACCCCUAGCUCAAGAAUGGAAUGCAAUCAGCAAGCUUGUCAUGGGCCUGGGCAUCACCGUGUGCAUCUUUAUAAUGCUUGCUAACCUGCUGGUUAUGAUAGCAAUUUAUGUGAACCGCCGCUUCCAUUUUCCCAUCUAUUAUUUGAUGGCGAAUCUAGCAGCCGCGGACUUCUUUGCCGGCCUGGCCUAUUUUUACCUCAUGUUCAACACGGGACCCAACACCCGCAGGUUGACUGUCAGCACGUGGCUUCUGCGCCAGGGCCUAAUAGACACCAGCCUCACUGCCUCGGUGGCAAACCUGCUGGCCAUCGCCAUCGAGAGGCACAUCACGGUGUUCCGAAUGCAGCUGCACACCAGGAUGAGCAACCGGCGUGUCGUGGUGGUGAUUGUUGUGAUAUGGACCAUGGCCAUCAUCAUGGGGGCUAUCCCCAGCGUGGGGUGGAAUUGCAUCUGCGACAUCAAUAUCUGCUCCACCAUGGCACCGCUCUACAGCAGCUCCUACUUGGUCUUUUGGGCUAUUUUCAAUCUGGUCACCUUCGUUGUUAUGGUGGUCCUGUACGCCCACAUCUUUGUCUACGUGCGACAGAGGACUAUGAGAAUGUCUCGUCACAGUUCAGGGCCCCGCAGAAACCGUGACACCAUGAUGAGCCUGUUGAAGACGGUUGCUAUAGUCCUUGGUAAGUGA
Messenger RNA from Rhincodon typus (whale shark), 868 nucleotides. It is a transcript of the gene lpar1, whose product is annotated as lysophosphatidic acid receptor 1. NCBI's taxonomy places the organism in Eukaryota, Metazoa, Chordata, Chondrichthyes, Orectolobiformes, Rhincodontidae. The record is from RefSeq and is a predicted model, not a curated record. Gene Ontology annotation, cellular component: membrane. Gene Ontology annotation, biological process: phospholipase C-activating G protein-coupled receptor signaling pathway; neurogenesis. Bases 125 to 868 code for a protein of 247 amino acids. Gene Ontology annotation, molecular function: lysophosphatidic acid receptor activity. The transcript has 2 exons.